This is a messenger RNA of Suillus plorans, 3057 nucleotides long. RefSeq lists its product as uncharacterized. The record is from RefSeq and is a predicted model, not a curated record. Bases 106 to 3000 code for a protein of 964 amino acids. Lineage: Eukaryota; Fungi; Basidiomycota; Agaricomycetes; Boletales; Suillaceae. The transcript is spliced from 2 exons.
AUUGUGAUUUUGGAUUAAUUCUUGGAUUAAAAUUAGUCUUGGCUAAAUUUAUGGCUCUAAUCACCAUUACCAUCAGUGCCUCGAAAAGGCCUCGAGGCACUAGGGAUGUCUCGGUCUGAUCCUAACCCGCGUCACAAGCUUUUCCUAUAUGUACACUUGUUUCCCCCUCGAGACUUUUCCCAAGUUGCCAUGUCCCAACCCUGCGACGCGUUGCAGGCCGUGGCGGUGGCACAUCGCCCUGCAUUGCGCGAACGUGCAGGACAACCAUUAAUUACACCUGCACCACCCGUAGGAUAUCCAACAUCUGUCCAUGCUUCCCGUCCAUUGCGCUCUUCUCCUCUCGCUGGGCCAGCAUUUUCUAGUAAUCCAUCAAUCGUAUCUAUAGAGUCGAGUCAAUCACAUUGUCCAAGUCUUUUUAGCAUAGACGUCGGUCCAUAUUCUCGCUCACAACCCUCAUCUAUCAUCUCUCACACUGGUUCUAUUUCUGCCACUACGUCCUCGCAUGCCCAUCGUGCCCCCAGACCCUUAGGCGGACCGUCCAAGAGCGCCGGUGCCAUUCCCACCCUCGGCCUAGACGCCCGCCCAUAUUCACGCUCCCCACCCUCAUCUUUCAUUUCUUAUACUGGUUCUGCUAGCUCAUCCUCCUUCUCGUCGCAUGCGCACCGUGCUCCCACAACGGGAUCAAUCAAGAGCACUAUCUCUACACUUAAUCUGUUUCGACGGCAUGCCAAGGAGGAGCCAGCAGCACCACUUCCUACCCAAGCACCACUCGGGCAUAGUCGCUCAGCAUCAUUUCCAUGCCAAACAGUUCCCACGCCAGCCCAUGUCCCACAAGCCUACUCACCAAGUGUUGCUCGGCCAGUCUCCCGAAAACCUUCAGUGUCCCGAAACCCGGAUGAUAACUGGAUGUCGUCUACUCCAUUUGGUCCUGCGUCUACGCCCCGCUUUUCCAGACAAGCGAUGUCAUCACAACCAGUCGUGAUGCCCCUGAGUGCUAGGGAAUACCGCCGACGAAAAUGUGCCAGCAUGAUGACGAACACGGUGUAUUCGGCUGCAUCUGGUUCACCGGUCUCCGGCAGGGAAGGUGUAAAUUUUCUACCUCAUAUUGAAGAGGCCUCCGGUCCUUCUCCUUCCGUUCCCUCAUCCGGAAAUAGGUCUUCCAGGCGUGCCUCGUCUCCUUCGCUUCCAUCCUCACGGGUAUCUCUUCCCCCAAGUUCUCGGGAACCCGCAUUGUCCGAGACAAGUUCGAUCAGCAGCAGCUUCUUCUCAUUAUCGUCUGAGAACGAGGCAGAAAAUGCCGUCAUCACUGCGGUUGAUCCCGGCGCAACGCCGUCCCGGAGGAUGUCUUACCCCAACCCAACCCAGCGUCAUUCACGCAUUAGUCUCGUGGAUGCCGUAAGUCGCCUUUCGCAGAUGAGCGGGGCAAGUGGAGAUACCGUGUUUUUGGAUAUGGAUGACAGUCUUAACCCUCGUCAGAGACAGAUCUCUGUGACGGAGGAUGACGGAGUGCUCAGAAGGGCGAGCUCUAGAAGAGUACUCAGAAGGGCAAGCUCGAGAAGGAAGAAACCUGAUGCACCUUCCCGAGAACCGCUAAUGGCGGACGCCGCGGCACAACCUACUGCGCUACAAGAACGCACUCGAGUGGUCAGGAUUCUGGAAGCCAGCGAAGUUUCGUCUACUCCCGUGCUUGACAGCACGUUUUCUGGCGCAUCCCAUGACCAUGAAGAACUUGUCUCCGGUGACAUAUCCACCGAGCAGGCCGCUCCUGAAUCGAAGCUGGACUCGAAGGCGCCAGGCACUUCGUCCGCUGAGGCACAGGUCAGGUCUCGCAAGAAGCUUACCAAAUCUCGAAAACAAUCUAUUCAGGUACCACAAGCACAAUUAGCUACCCCUUCAUUACCCUGGAUACCUCGCCCUUCUUCACCGUUCUUCAGGGGUAGUGCAAAACAGAACACUCCAAAUGUUCCCACACCGGACGCGACCCUCCAGGAAAAUGUUCCGCUGACUGAAGAGAUAGGAGAUAGCGGAAAGGAGAACAAACGUCUGGGUCGUCGAUUGACAUUCCAGUUUAUUCCCUCCCCCUCCUUUUACAAGCGACCCAAGUCGGCUUCAGGCAGUGCUCCAAGCCUUGACUUGAGGUCUCCGAUGAGGAAUGACGCACGGCAAGGAAUGUCUGAACCUGAUUCCCGGUAUGGAACGGAUAACAGCCUGACAGGUAGCGCAACUACUAUCACCUUGUUGCCUCCUCCGCCUAUUACGUCUUCUUCCAGUGUAUCCUCAAGUGCGGGAAAUUCUACUUCAAGCUUGACUGAUGGCAGUAGCACGAUGGGGUCACGGGACACUGGCGCUACUUCUAUCAAUGCUCCGAACCUCCAAACCGCUUCUCGUGGCGCAGAAUAUUCUUACCCCAAAAUCCCGUCGAACCUGAAGCAGAGCAUGGUAAUGCAAUGGGGCAGUGACAAUGACAGUGACCAGCAAGACAACUCAAGACAUGCAUCCAAAACUUUCGUCGACCCCCCUAAUGCCUCGCAUGAUCAAGAAGUACAAGCAUCGUCAUCUUCCUUUUGUACCGUCACCUCUUACGCAUCAUUCACCUCGUAUGCCACAUCAGGCUCUACACCUACUGCUCUAGAUGCCAAAAACACGUUUCGCCACCACGACCAAGCACCGGAUCCUAAUGUCCACCCUAUGUGGACAGUUCCUAUGGUCACGAUCACCGCUGCCUCACCAACCAUCCCCCCACCGCGCGCUAACGAAAUUUCUCCCAUACUUCACGAACUCCACGUAGAACCCUCUUUUCUAGCUAUUCCCGUCCCCGUUCCUACCCCGAGGCCUACAGCACGCCUGAAGCGCCCGCGUCCACGUCCACGCCCACAGACGGCACCUGCUUCACCCACCGUGCCGCAUUUUCCGACUCCAACUUCGAAAUCACCGCGGACUGCCGGAGCGUCGUCAAGGUUCAAAUCUAUAUUCCGCAGUCUUCUUAGUCGUGCAGGCUGAUCAUCAGGGUCAUCUUUGAUUUUAGCAAGAAGUUUGAUGCUGAUCCUCCAGUAUAUU